AUUACUGUAGUUUCGCUUUCCGGUCAGCAGGGGGUCCGGCGAACCGAACCGCCAAACCGACGCGUCCAAUAACAGACCGAACACAGCGAAGCACGUCGACUGUUGGACGCCGAACUAACUGAAUGACCUGUAAAUAACCUUCGUUUUGGAAUAUUAUUUUACCUACAAUAUAACAAGAGGAUGAGCUGCUGAUACAGUUUUCUCUGUAAAUACUGGAUCGAUCAGCUUCACCAUGUCAGCUGACGGGGAGGUCAACGCCGACAUGGCCGACGACAACAAACUGGUCCGACCAAAAGUAGAAUUUUGUUCUUUACUGCAACAUGCCGGAGCCACGAAAGAUGUUUUCACCAUGAAGGAGGUGAUGUUCUACCUGGGUCAGUACAUCAUCCAGAAGCAGCUGUACGACCAGAAGCAGCAGCACAUCGUCCACUGUUCCCAGGAUGCACUGGGGCGAGUCCUGGGGGUCGACAGCUUCUCCAUCAAAGAGCCUCGAGUUCUGUUUGCGAUGAUCACCAAGAACCUGGUGACUGUAAGAACCCAAGAGUCAACAACAAACUCCAGUGAAGCUCACAGCAACAGCCAGUCAGACAGAGGAACAGAGGAGGCAGAUGCAGAAAGUCACUCUUCAUCACCAGACAGGAGGAGGAGGAGGAGAAGAAGGAGGAGGAGGAGCUGCAGGAGCAGUGAUCCAGGUCCGUCUCACAGCCUGGAGGACGAAGAAGAUGAGGAGGAGGAGGAAGAGGAGGAGGAAGGAGAAGGCAGGAAGAGGAGGAGGUCCGACAGCUACUCCCUGACGUUUGACGACAGCCUGUCCUGGUGUGUGAUUGGUGGACUGGUAGGAGGGCGGGACAGAGGCAGCAGCCAAUCAUCGGACUCCCACAGCACAUCGGGGAGGUCGGAGGUCACCGUAGCAGCUUCAGACUCCGAUAGCGACAACUUCAGCGUGGAGUUCGAGGUCGAGUCGGUGGAUUCAGACGAUUACAACGAAGACGACGCCUCUCUCUCUGCAGACGAUCAGGUGUACGAGGUCACCAUCUUUGAAGCCGAAGACGACGACUCCUUCGAUGAAGACACAGAAAUCUCUGAAGCUUCGCCGUCUUCCUGCCUGCACCUGCUCUCUGAUAACCAGGACUACUGGCGUUGCAUGAAGUGUGACGAGCUGAACCCUCCUCUACCCAGAAACUGUCAGCGCUGCUGGACUCUGCGUCAGGAUUGGCUGCCUGAGGUGUCAAUCAACCUCGCCUCCUCCAGUCCUAAAGCCCUGCCCACUAAGCCAAGCAACCAAUCAGCUGCCAAAGAGGCUCCAGGAUCUGACGUCGAGGAGAUUGAAGGAGUCGAUGUUCCAGACGGGAAAAGAGCUAAAACUCCUGUCCAGUCCCAGAGUCUGUCAGACUCCACCUCCUCUGCUCCAAACUCCCAGGAUCUCUUCUCAGAACCUUCAUCCUCCUUCUCACAGGAGAAACUCUGGACUCCCGAAUCUCAGCCGUCAUCCUCCAUCGACUCCCAGGAGCUCCUCCCGUCCUCCCCUCCAGCUCCAUCGUCGGUCCCAGAUCUGGAGCGCAGCGUUUCGGCUGAGUGGCGGCUGCCGGACUCAUGUCUGGACCCCUGCCUCAUCUGCCAGUCCCGACCCAAGAACGGCUGCAUCGUCCACGGCCGGACCGGACACCUCAUGUCCUGCUACGUCUGCGCCAGGAAGCUGAAGAAGAGGAACAAACUGUGCCCGGUCUGCAGGCUGCCCAUCCAGUUCGUGGUCCUCACCUACCUCAGCUGAGACCCUCGGUGGUCCUCAACCCCCAGACAGCAGAUAAUGAAGGUCUAGUGAAGACGUGUUCCUGCAGGACUCAGAUUUAGCUCAGCUCUGUAGAUUUUCAUUUACCAAAUACCAGUUUGGUCCGUAGGCUUCGGACACAUGCACAACCCUUUUACAAUCAUUUUUGUUCUAAUUUCUAAAAAUAAAGAUCUAAAAUAUAUAAAACCAGCAGUUGCUUGUUAAAUUGCGCUUGAAACUAAAUAUCAUUAAAUAUUUUUCUGCCUCAGCUGAACUUACUUAAACACUCCUGAGUCAUUAAACUCAGAUGAUCAGAAUGUUUUGGGUUUAGUUUCUUUAAAAAUUAGCAAAUACACCACUCACAAUAAGUUAGAGAUAUUAUUUACACGAGUGCUUUUUCCUAUCUGGUCUGAAUUCUAAUGAAAUAAGUAAUAGUUCCCUUUGAUAUUACUAUUAAUGAAUGAGAAGAAGCACCAUUUCCAUUUAGUGCAAUAUAGAGAUACUGAGAGACCGAUACGAUUAUUAGCAGCUAGAGGAGGCCGAUCACUGAUAUUUGGAGCCGAUAUUCAUUUGCAGUAAAAGCGUAAAAAUUGGCGUAAAAACUUUUGAACAAUGCGAACGCUGAACUUCGUUUAAAUGCCUAAAGCGUGUUUAUUUAAUCAAACAAAUAGAAAAUAAUAGCUCCAGAAGUGCGUGGAUUUCCUCGACUCUGAAGCAUCUCUUAUAAAGUUAAAUAAAAGCUUCAAUAAAUGGCUCCCUGAAUAUUUUCCACGGUAAAUAAAGUAAAAUUUAAAUAUAACUAUAAUGAAUUAUCUUUGAUUUAAGUUCAAACACAGCAAAAAUACAGGGAGUUAAGCUCAGCAGCAACCCUUAUAAAGUGAAAUAAAAACUUACGUAAUAGCUCCCUGAAUUUUUUUCACAGUAAAAGUAAAAUUUCAAUAUAACUGAAAUUGCUUAUCUUUGUUUUGACUUCAAACAAAAACACAAAGUACAGGGAGUUCUCAGACUUAAUAUCUCCAGUAAAGUUAAAUAAAAACUUUCUUCCAGAGGUUUUAUGAAGGAAUAGUAUAUAAAACAAAGUUAAAUAAAAUUUGCACAGAAAUGUGUCAAAUCAAACAGUAGUCCCCAUCGAGCAGCACGAGAUUGUGGUGCAAAAAGCCGAGCUGUUAGCUCCAGUGAGACGGCUUCCCCUGCGUUCAUAAAUUGCAGAGACGGCACUGAAGAUUUGCUCACUUGGAGCUGAUGAGGGUGCUGCACAAAGACUUUUUCUUGCUUGUUCGGCGAGUUGCUUGUUGUGACCUUCAUUCUGCCACUCCGCCUGUCGAUCACACAGAUCAUCCUCAGUGCAGCUGCUCAUCAGUGUGGGCUGCCAGCAGAGAAGUGAACGGCUCAACACGGCUACCAAAGGAUGUGUGUUCUCUCUGUUGCCUUUUGUGGGUGUUUUCCGUCGUCCUCGUGGAUAGUGGUGGAGACAGAAGGCAGAAGAGGGAGAGGCGGCUGCAUCUGAGCUGAAAUAACCCGGUUUUAAAUUGAUUUCUCGACAUCGGCCUGUCGGAUUAAAAAAAAAGCCGAUGCCGAUAUAUGUCAAAUUUCCAAAUAUCGGCGCCAGUAAUCGGUCGAUCUCUAGUGCAGUAUUUAUUACCCCAACAAUUUAGACAAUAACAAAGAUAACCCCAAAUUACCAAAACUGACAAAGUCACAAUUUCCCUGACUUACUGUGAGUCGUGUAAAUGUUCUGAUGUGUGCUCUCUCUUUGAAAAUGUUCCUUUAAAUCACGUUCCAACAUCUGGCAACGCUUUAUUUUACCGACGUUCUUUCAAAGAAGUAAACUUCCGUGUGUAAUUUAUCAGCCGUGUAAUAUACGAGUAUAUUGGAACAUUUCUCUAUUUUCUGUUUUAUUGGUGCCAAAUGCUGUGUUGUUUAUUUUUGCAGGAAAUUUCCGAGAAAGUUACCGCCGUUAAAAUAAAGCGUGAGCCAAAAUCUGUUUUAUUUAUUAUUUAUUUAAGAUGCUCGAGUUUAUUUAAGACACUUUUCUAAGAGCUCUUGAAAUGAAAUAAGAAUAAGAAGUGGACAUUUCUAAUGUUUUCUGUUAAACUGAUUAAAGUUUAUGGUCUCUCAUCUUCAA
Acanthochromis polyacanthus (spiny chromis) is the source of this 3893-nucleotide messenger RNA. RefSeq names its product MDM2 proto-oncogene (gene mdm2). The transcript is spliced from 14 exons. Gene Ontology annotation, molecular function: identical protein binding; ubiquitin protein ligase activity. Lineage: Eukaryota; Metazoa; Chordata; Actinopteri; Pomacentridae. The coding region runs from base 233 to 1771 and encodes 512 amino acids. Gene Ontology annotation, cellular component: nucleus. The record is from RefSeq and is a predicted model, not a curated record. Gene Ontology annotation, biological process: regulation of cell cycle; negative regulation of apoptotic process.